Radiomyces spectabilis is the source of this 3213-nucleotide messenger RNA. RefSeq lists its product as uncharacterized. The transcript has a single exon. NCBI's taxonomy places the organism in Eukaryota, Fungi, Mucoromycota, Mucoromycetes, Mucorales, Radiomycetaceae. Gene Ontology annotation, molecular function: nucleic acid binding; 3'-5' exonuclease activity. The coding region runs from base 92 to 3085 and encodes 997 amino acids. The record is from RefSeq and is a predicted model, not a curated record. Gene Ontology annotation, biological process: nucleobase-containing compound metabolic process.
CUGUUUUUGAUGAGGUUGGGAUGUGGAAGGCCUCAUUCUCUCUUUCUGAUACAGAACGACGGCCGUUCCUUCAGCAGCUUUCGCUCUCGUCAUGCCCGAAAGCCAUGAGAACGCAGUCCUGUCAAAUCAGGAGCUAUGGAAUCAUGCCGUUUCAGCUUGUGAAACUGCUCUUGGUCUCCUCAAGAUUUUCGAAAAACACGAUUACUACCUUGUGGAUAAUGUCGUUGCAUCCAUAACGCAACUUCUCAGUGAAGGCCGACAAUUGAACUCUUUGAAGAAGCACCACUCAUCCCCAAAGAACGAUCAACCAUCUUCUCGUGAAUCCUCGCCGCGAAAAGUGGCGGCCCCUUUGACGAAUCAAGCCGAAAACUGGAUUAUCGACGAUCCAUCUACCGUGCGCAUCAAAGUCAAAGGCGGUCAGGAAAUAGUCGCCAAAGCCAUCACCACCGUGGAAGGACUAAAGGCCAUUGUCCCCGAGAUGGAAUCUAGCCCUUGCAUCGGUCUCGACUGCGAAUUUCAGUGUGUGAAAAAGAGUUUGCCAGAAUUGAAACUUUUGCAAAUUGGCGUGUCGGCCACUCGCGGAUAUGCCGUCGUCGUUGAAAAGAUUGGUGUCGAAAACGUGAGGGAGGUGUUGAUGAAACCUUUUGCGAAUAUACUCAACAUGGUCGGCUGGGCUUUCCGUCCGGAUGCGCAAGCCAUUGAAACCGCAUUACAAGGUGAAUUUCUCGCGCCGGUGUUGGAUCUGCAAACGAAAUUGAAAAGUGUCGCACUUGAACAGAUGAAUUUGUGGAAUGCCGUCACCAAGUUUUGUGGGAAUUGGGAAGGAUUGGAUGAAUUUCAGAAAGCAAAGACGCUUGGGCGCACCUUCCAGUUUUCGGGUCCGGAUUGCGUUUGGAUGCAGGAUCCGCUUCCUGUGAACGCCCUUGUAUACUCGGUUUUUGAUGUUGUCAGCUUGGUCGCACUUUGGGAACGUACCCAAAAUUAUCCUGAAAAGGAAGCUCACUAUUGGCCCUUUAAUAUCUAUCGCGAAUCAAAUCCAAAAGCACUGGACCGGUGGUACAAAUCGCGUGCGAUGAUACGAUCUCCUCCCCACAGUGGGAAUGCCAAGCCGACCGAAUCGCCUCCACCGACCCGUGCUUCACCACCGAACAGACCGAGUUGGAGAAACACGAAGCAGACAGCUGCAUCGUUAUCAAAGACGAGUAUGACUAAAUACGAGGAUCUGGAAUUCGAAGCGGGCACCCAGGAAGCGAUUCGACGUUCACUGACUGAUCUGGAAAAUCAAAAACGAGCCCAAGCUGGAAAGGAUCGCGUCAUUACCACACUAUCCGUUGCCGAAGAACAAGCUGCCGAUACUUUCUCAUCGACUGCGCCCGAAAAUAUCGCUCCAGCCUCGACAUCCACCCCUACGCGUUUCGAUCAACCUACAAAGAAGCACCAAGUGAGCCAGGUCGAAGAGGUCACUUACAACGCCGGUCCCAUUCGAACUGAAGACACCACACCCGAAGCUUCUUCAACCAUCCCUCAUUUCGCCGAACCUUCUCCCAGCAAGGGAAAACACAAGAAUGAUUUGCAUGUGCUGGACAUUGGCAAAGAUUCCUGGGGUGAAUACUAUGGAUCAGAGUCCACCAGCCAAGAAUCGUUAACAUGGGGUGAUCGAUCCGAAAAGGGCAUUCCGGCAACGAACGAAUCAACGCAUCAUCACCCCAGAUCAAGAUCCUCGACCCCAUUCUCUUCCGCCCAGCGCUCUGCCCGCUCGUCGAUGCCAAGUUCUCCAAAGACAGGUUCAGCUUCGGUGUCCUCCUCGCCGCCCGUGAAAUUCAAAGAAACUGCGGUAGACAAAGCAAGACUGAGAGAAAUGAUGAUGAACCCUCAAUCGCCAUACCGCAGUCCAGCCACCAUAAACCAUGGUGCUACACCCAGCAAUACGGCUACAUUUGCAUGGCAAGCGCCACUUCAAGGUGAAAUGGAUGAUAACACGUGGAAGGAACUUGUCAAUGAUUCCAUUGCACAGUGGCAAAAAGGUCACGACGUAGCACUGGAGGUCAUUACUGAAAAAGAAAAGACACAAACGCCCGCUCAGCCUGUGGAAACGCCUCAGCCUACUCCCGCGCCUGCCGGGAUUGAAGUCGUGAAUGAGAACGCCGACGGCUGGAAUGUGGAAGACGUUCGACCGAAUACCAUGCAGAUGCCUCUGCGAGUAGUACCGAAAUACAAGAAAAAGUAUCGCGGACCCAAACUCGAAAAUCCCAAUGAAUACGACGAAUACGAUGAUUACACCGACGAAGAUUAUAUUCAUUCUGCCGAAGAACCAGACUCUCCCACGGACAAUGACGACGACGAAACUCAAGUUUCAAUGUACGAAAAGACACUCAAGGAUGAAAAAUUUCUUUCCGCCGAUCCUUCUCUCAAGAUUCAUCUUAUCAAAUCUGUGGAAGAAAUGGAGUCUCUGCCGUCCAAGAGUGCCGCUGGAGCUACUGAGGAUUUAACGAUUGCUAUCACGUAUCAUCUUUACAAUGUCCCUGGACGUUCUGGACAACAGAAAAGCUUAUUGCUCAAAGCACUGCAACUGUACGUCUACAACACGGGUGAUUCCUACAGCAUUCUCGUCAAUCAUGCUUGUCGUAUGCAAGAAAAGCUGAAGGAUUCCAAGCUGAAAUAUCUUUUAUGCGAUCCGAGUGUGAAGCGUAUACACUGGGGCCUAGGGUUCAUACAAAGUCAAUUGAAAAGUGCGCUUGAUUUUGACAUUGGACCGUCUUUGGAUGUAUCGUUAAAGUUAACAGGGGCAGAACAGAUGGACGUCAAGUACAGCUAUGCCGUGGAGAAAUACCUUGUCGACUGGCCCGAUCUGGAUCUUUACCGCACAGCUAAAACAUUACACGAACAAAAUAACCCAAAGUCUUUCUCCAGCUCUUUAUGGGACAGAAAGAACAUACCAGACUCGCUUCUCAGUUUCAGUGCGUUCCAAGGCAUGGUUCUCAUGCAGCUGUAUCGUCAAGUCUGUGAUUUGAAGAUACCCGAUUCUACAGAUUUUAUGUGGCCUAAACCUGCUUCAGAAAAUGGGGUUCGGGAUCAUCGAGAUUAACUUUGUGUACUUGUAAAUAAUAUAGCAUCUUUUCGACCGAAGCAUUUGAUAUCGUCUCUCCAUUUACAUAAUGUUUUUAUUUGUGUGUUUAAAUUGAUUAAUAAUGAAUAUCUUUUUUUGGGCGUUUU